Molecule: messenger RNA, 1974 nt
Organism: Canariomyces notabilis
Lineage: Eukaryota; Fungi; Ascomycota; Sordariomycetes; Sordariales; Chaetomiaceae
Product: nagb/rpia/CoA transferase-like protein
Exons: 3
Coding region: 209-1915 (568 amino acids)
Molecular function (GO): S-methyl-5-thioribose-1-phosphate isomerase activity
Source: RefSeq, a predicted model, not a curated record
AGGAGCGACCUUCGCAUCCGACCCCGGAGUCAUCAAUCAUCAUGGCCAUAUACAUCUGCGAUCGAUCGGAGACGUUCCAUUUUGUCCAUUUGGUCGUUGUCCUGGCUGAUGCACCCAAGAAGCUCAACUCGCUAGGCUCUGGUUACAGUGGCUGAGUGGAGAGUGGUUAGUCUUCCUCAAUUGUUCUUAAAGAUUUUGUCAGAAUAGAAUGACCAGUGUCUCGGACAGCACAGGCGAGUGGAAGAAGCGUAGCGUCGUCUCAUCAUUCAUCUUCAAACUCAGUGAUGUCAACGACGGCAAGCCGCAGGUCGCGCUCUUUGGGCGCAGUGACAAGGUUACAACAUACCAACACCACCUCGCCCCGAUAUCCGGCACCAUCUCCCCCUCAGACGCCACACCCCUCGCCGCAGCCUGGCGCGAGAUAUCCGAGGAAACCACACUCACACCCACCUCCCUAACCCUCCUUCGCCAAGGCAAGAGCUACACCUUCCAGGACCCUUCCCUCCGACGAGAAUGGACCGUCUUCCCCUUCAUGUUCCUCCUCAAAGACCCAGCUUACGAACAACGCAUCCAACUCGACUGGGAGCACGACGCCUGGGCGUGGUACGACCCUGACACAGUGAUCACUGGCCCGGACACUUUGCAAAGCCCAGGGGUGCCCCGGUUGGCGGAGAGCCUCCGCCGCGUAUACUUCGAGACUGACCUCGGCCCAGCGGCCGGAAAGGUCCUUUCUCGGGGUCUCGACACGCUGGCGCAUGACUACGAGAGCGGCGCGCGGCAGCUGGCGGGCAUCGCGCUGCAGAUUCUGCGGGAUGUUGUUGCUGCGCUUGAGGUUCCACACCUGGCUACGGAGAAUGCCAUGGAUGAAUGGUGGACCAAGGUGCGCUUCGCGGCCUGGCACCUGUGGAAGAACGGCCGGGAGAGCAUGGGCGCGGCGAUCCUGAGCGCGCUGCUUGCUGCGUUGAGCGGGAUGGAGAGGAGGAUGCAGGAGCAAUCACAUCUGCCGCUACUCGAACCGGAUUCAUGGAGGAAUGCCCUCCUCCAGUCGCUCACCACCCAAAUCGAAGCGCGACAGGCAUCAGCCAACCUCAUCUCCCGCGCGUUCACAACCUAUCUCAAAGAAACCUUCCCAUCCAAACUCACCUCCCACUCCCCCUCCCCCCUCUCAAUCCUAACCCUCUCCGAAAGCUCCACCAUCCGCCACUGCCUGCGCGAUCUCGCCCUCGAAUCCGGCUUCACCCUUGACCUGCACAUCCUCGAGUCCAGGCCGCUGUUCGAAGGCAUAUCACUCGCCGGAUCUCUAGUCGAAGAUCUCUCAACAGCUUCCCCAGGCACAGUGUCAGGUCCCAGACCGCCGCACAAAAUCACACUCUACCCCGACACCUCCCCCUGCCUCGCCGCAUCAUCCGCAUCAUCCGCAUCCGCAUCCGCAUCCGCAUCUACAAACGGAAUUGACCUAGUCCUCCUGGGCGCAGAUCGCAUCGCCUCCUCCGGCGCAGUCAGCAACAAAACGGGCUCACUCCCCGCCAUACUCAGCGCCAAACACGUCUCCCACAACAAGGCUAGGGUUAUUGUACUGGGUGAGUCGGAGAAGGUGGCGCCGCCGGGACGGCCCGAGGAGCAUGUUGUUGAGGACAAUGAUCCGGCUCAGGUUAGUCGGGCGUGGCAGGCGGAAUACAAUGGGGCACGAGUCCGCGCCGCGGCUGAAGCGUUCCAAAACCUGGGGCAGGAGUCGGAUAUGGAGGAUGAGAAUGGUCGGGUCAAGGUAGAGAUCCGAAAUGUGUUCUUCGAGUGGGUUCCUGCCAGUUUGGUAGAUGUGUAUGUCACUGAGCACGGGGAAUGGACGCAACGAGAGAUUGCACGGCAGUCGGAGAGCUUGAAAGCUGAGGAGGCACGCCUGUUCGGCAGUUUGUAGUGUUCAAGGAGUCAACGGCUCAUACAAAAAGAGCAGUCUGCAUUCCAAGUUGGUAUCUA